AUGACGGGAAAUGUUGAUGAUCCAAUAUCUCCACGUGUUCAAGAUGACCCAAUAUCUGCACGUGUUCAAGAUGACCCAAUAUCUCCACGUGUUCAAAAUGACCCAAUAUCUCCACGUGUUCAAAAUGACCCAAUAUCUGCACGUGUUCAAAAUGACCCAAUAUCUCCACGUGUUCAAGAUGACCCAAUAUCUCCACGUGUUCAAAAUGACCCAAUAUCUCCACGUGUUCAAAAUGACCCAAUAUCUGCACGUGUUCAAAAUGACCCAAUAUCUCCACGUGUUCAAAAUGACCCAAUAUCUCCACGUGUUCAAAAUUACCCAAUAUCUCCACGUGUUCAAAAUUACCCAAUAUCUGCACGUGUUCAAGAUGACCCAAUAUCUCCACGUGUUCAAAAUGACCCAAUAUCUCCACGUGUUCAAAAUGACCCAAUAUCUCCACGUGUUCAAGAUGACCCAAUAUCUGCACGUGUUCAAGAUGACCCAAUAUCUCCACGUGUUCAAAAUGACCCAAUAUCUCCACGUGUUCAAAAUUACCCAAUAUCUGCAUGUGUUCAAAAUGACCCAAUAUCUCCACGUGUUCAAGAUGACCCAAUAUCUCCACGUGUUCAAAAUGACCCAAUAUCUCCACGUGUUCAAAAUGACCCAAUAUCUCCACGUGUUCAAGAUGACCCAAUAUCUCCACGUGUUCAAAAUGACCCAAUAUCUCCACGUGUUCAAAAUGACCCAAUAUCUCCACGUGUUCAAGAUGACCCAAUAUCUCCACGUGUUCAAAAUGACCCAAUAUCUGCACGUGUUCAAGAUGACCCAAUAUCUGCACGUGUUCAAAAUGACCCAAUAUCUCCACGUGUUCAAGAUGACCCAAUAUCUCCACGUGUUCAAGAUGACCCAAUAUCUCCACGUGUUCAAAAUGACCCAAUAUCUGCACGUGUUCAAAAUGACCCAAUAUCUCCACGUGUUCAAGAUGACCCAAUAUCUCCACGUGUUCCUGCAGUUCAUCAAUAA
Molecule: messenger RNA, 1002 nt
Organism: Procambarus clarkii (red swamp crayfish)
Lineage: Eukaryota; Metazoa; Arthropoda; Malacostraca; Decapoda; Cambaridae
Product: sporozoite surface protein 2-like
Source: RefSeq, a predicted model, not a curated record